UAUUCUCUCUCCUGCACAGAGGUCUGCUCGGAUAUUGCUAAGGGAACACUCCAGUCUGGUGGGAAUGUGCUGGACGCCGGUGUGGCAGCAGCUUUCUGUCUGUCUGUGGUUCACCCUCAUGCUGUAAGCCUGGGUGGAGUUUUUUCUUCCAUCUAUUACAAUGGGACUUCAGGCAUGUCCUCAGUGAUGAAUGCAAUACCCCAUGAAGCUUCUCAUAUGCCCUAUGGGAUUCCCUUGCUUCCUCAGGGUUUGUGGUUACUGCACCAGAAGCAUGGCCUCACGAUGUGGUCAGAGUUACUGGAUCCUGCCAUUAAACUGGCCAACACAGGCUACAUGGUGGAUUCUGUCCUGGCCUCUGCUAUUGAAACAAACCGUGAAAAAGUUCAGUCCUCAUUGGGGCUAAGCAGCCUCUACUUUUUUGCUAAUGGGACCAUGAAAAGUAGAGAAAACAAAAUACUUAACCCUCAGCUUGGCAAGGUCCUGCUUCAGAUAGCAAAUCAGAUGUCAGAUGCUCUGCUCCCUGCUGAUCUUAUUCAAAACUUUUCUAGUGACAUUGAUUCCUCCCAAAGCCCAACAUUCAACCAGAUGCUCUACAAGAAGUACCUGAAUAUAGAGAGUCCUGUGACAAUUCAUUUGCCAGGAAUGACCAUGCUUACACCACCUGCCCCCAGUGCAGGACAGAUCCUAUCUGAUUUAAUCUGGGAAAUGAAUUCUCAAAAACCUCUGGAGAACACAUCUAAAGACCAUUCCAUCAAUAGAGCUUACUCAGUUCUUUUGAAUGCCUCAAAGAUGACAUAUGCAUCUCACGGUUUCAAACCCAGUAAUUCUUCUCAUCAAGCUUCUACUUCAUGGGAUCCAGCUCCUGCGGGAGCAAAUGUUUUGAUAGCUAAUUCCCAUGGAGAUAUUUUUGUGAUGUCUAUCUCACUUAACAGCUCUUUUGGUUCAGGAUUUGUCUCUCCCUCCACAGGAAUUCUUAUGAACGACUUCAUCCAUGGACCUGAAUCUCCCUCAGCUUCCACACCCAUAUUCUGGGCAAGUCCCACUGUUGUUAUUAUUGCUGGGACAGAUAAUGAUAUUGUGGGAUUGGUGGCAAGUGGAGCAAGCUCUUUGCCUUUUGCCCUGGGUCAGGUUAUCCUUAACCACGUAUACUUGAUGAAUGACCUUACAGUGUCAGUUAGUGGACCCCUUGUGGAUCUCACAUCUGGAAGUUCUGACCCAUGGCUUGAGUACUUGGGUAUUUGGGGAAAGAAACCUGAUUCAGAAAGAAGACCAGAGGACUAUUCCUGUAGUACUGUUGCAGUUGGAGUUGAAGCAGAGCAUGUGCAUGUUGCUAAAUCCCCCGGCCUUUGCUGUUAUUACAGAGGGAUAUAGAAACUUAUGCUGUCUUUUUGUGGCAGGACACCCAGACUAAUGCAUUUGACAGGCAGCUAUACUUAACCAGUGGUGGGAAUCUCCAAAGAUUUGCACACAGGUUGUACAAGAUGGAGUGAUAUAUUAUUUCUAAGUAAAUACAUUUAUACUGACAAACACAAAAGUGCAUUAGCUUGUUUUUAUUCUUCCAUCCUGAUCAUUGUACCUUUGAGAAAUAAACUUUCUAGAUGGCUUCCUCUCCGUCUUUUGGGAAGAACAAAAUAAAGUGGGGGAGGGGGGGCAUACCUGAUGUCUUUUUGUUCCUAUUAUUGUUAAAAAAUACAGAAAAAAUAAAUUGUCACUAACAUUGCACAUAUUAAUUACAGUCUUCA
Molecule: messenger RNA, 1742 nt
Organism: Bombina bombina (fire-bellied toad)
Lineage: Eukaryota; Metazoa; Chordata; Amphibia; Anura; Bombinatoridae
Gene: GGT6
Product: gamma-glutamyltransferase 6
Exons: 2
Coding region: 175-1371 (398 amino acids)
Cellular component (GO): extracellular exosome
Source: RefSeq, a predicted model, not a curated record